This is a messenger RNA of Stereum hirsutum FP-91666 SS1, 1341 nucleotides long. RefSeq lists its product as uncharacterized. Lineage: Eukaryota; Fungi; Basidiomycota; Agaricomycetes; Russulales; Stereaceae. The record is from RefSeq and is a predicted model, not a curated record. The transcript has 4 exons. Bases 1 to 1341 code for a protein of 446 amino acids.
AUGAAACGCAUCAUUAUCGCCUACGAUGGAACUGGCCAAUCCGCCAGCCACGGCGACUGGUCCAUCUACACCAAUGUCAACCGUCUCUGCCAUGCCCUCCUCAACUCACCAGACCUCCCUGUGCAGCAACUGGUCUUCUACGUCUCCGGCGUCGGAACACAAGAUCUCGGUCUAGGAGGAUUUGGUACCGUUAUCCAAGGAGCAUUGGGUGAAGGCGUGGAAGAGAACAUGGCGGAUGGGUAUGCGUUUAUAGUAAACAAUUACCUCCCCGGGGACGAACUAUUCGUAUUUGGGUUCUCGAGGGGCGCAUUCACAGCGAGGGUUUUAGCCAAUAUCGUUGCGCGGUUGGGCGUGUUUUCUAAACCCUAUUCGUGGGAGUUCAAGGACGCGUUGUCCGAGUAUAAGAAGGGCAAGGAGGCGUUUGAGGCGUUUUUGGGAGUCCUUGGGAAACGGGAGAAAGGGGUGUAUAUUCCAAGGCUGUAUGAAGUGAAGGUGAAGGUUGUUGGAUGUUGGGAUACGGUUGCGAGUUUGGGGAUCCCGUGGCGGCCAACGUCGAAUGCUGGAGGUGUGUCGGGGGAUUAUGAGCAUUUCGAUGGUGGGCUUUUUCUGUUUCACCAUUUCAUAGGUAUCGAGAAUGCGUUCCAUGCACUCGCCCUGGACGAGUGCAGAGGGCCAUUCACGCCCACGAUGUGGUACCUUCCCACGGAUAAAGACGCCGCGAACUGCAUCAACCUAAAACAAACAUGGUUCCCGGGCGUACACAGUAACGUCGGGGGCGGCUACCCCGACCAGGCCUUAGCUGACCUGAGCCUUUCCUGGAUGAUCGACCUGUGUCGACCCUUUCUCUCCUUUGACCUGGCCAAUAUCAACCUUGAAAUCGAUCUCUCACUGAACCCGUGGAAGAUCAGGUCAAAGAAACGGAUGGCGCAUAAGGACGGGCCGCCGGAUGUUGAGUGGAAGGGGUGGGCGUGUGGGAAAUGGUAUGAUUCGUAUAAGAAUGGGAAGACCUGGAGCUGGAAGUAUAGGACACCUGGGAUGUACGAAAAUGAGAGAGAACUGGAGAAGGGGGAUACAAAUGAGACUAUGCAUGCGUCCGUCAAGGCGAGGUGGGAUAUGUUGAGGCCCAGCUGGAGACCAAAAGCCCUGGAGGGCUUUAGGCCUGAGGUGAUCGAGGGUGGGGGAAUCGAGUGGGUGAAGAGGGACAGCAAGGGAAAGGAGUUGUUGAUGAUCAAAGAAGAGCCAUUUUUGAAGCGAGAGCCUGCGAAGCCUGAUUUCAGCGCUGAGUGGAUGUUGCGGUAUACGCCUAUUACUCCGAAGCCUUCGGAGCAGACGUCCACGUAG